This is a messenger RNA of Pyricularia grisea, 2926 nucleotides long. RefSeq lists its product as uncharacterized. Gene Ontology annotation, biological process: attachment of GPI anchor to protein. Gene Ontology annotation, cellular component: GPI-anchor transamidase complex. The transcript is spliced from 2 exons. The record is from RefSeq and is a predicted model, not a curated record. NCBI's taxonomy places the organism in Eukaryota, Fungi, Ascomycota, Sordariomycetes, Magnaporthales, Pyriculariaceae. The coding region runs from base 85 to 1761 and encodes 558 amino acids.
CCACACCCCGAUCCGACCUAACGAAACCCCGAAUCCUUGCCGCCGCUUCCAAUCUCGACACACGCCCGGCCCGGGCAUGUCGCCAUGUCGGUCAAAAGUCGUAAGCCCACUACCCAUCUGGAACUUGAUGGCCAGAAUCAGCAGCCAUCAACCACUGUUUCAAGCCGCGCAGAGGUAGCGCCGCCAUUACCGGCAAAUAAAAUCAACAAGGAACCUCCCCCGGAGAAGGCCACCGACGUUAGACGACGUACCUAUGUCAUUCUGUCCUUCUGGGCACUGAUACUGUCACUUGGCCUGCCAAUAUGGUGGCAUACGACUUCUGUGUACCGGGCGAGCCUGCCCCUGGAUGAGAUGAUGAACUGGGCGGAUGGAAGGGCUUGUCGUCCGACGUUCCCUCUCACGAUUGCCAUCGAGAAAGGCACCAUGCGACAAGAUGAAACCGAAGUCUUGAUUCAAAUGACACAGAUGGUACUCGACGGCCUCUCAGAGUCCCCAGACUCUUCUGACCAGCAGCUGCGCCUCACGAUCGCCAAUGAAGCUUCAAUCGACGACGAGAAUAUUGCCCUUACGGUUCGACUGAAUCCAGGAGAUACUACGACCACUGCGCUUCAGCCGGAACAGCCCAUCCUCCAAGUGACCUACGCUGCAAACACACUCCCCUCCCCCGACCUAGCCUCUAGGAUCGCUAGAGACGUCCAUGCUGUCUUCUCGGAGGAGCAAGCUGUUAUUUCGACCCUGGUAGCGGAGGCCUCUGGUUCCGCGAAACCAUCUCUUAGCGGAGUAAACCCAGCCGUGGCUGCGGCGGUGGCCAAGCGCUCAACCCGGUCACUAAAGUACGCGCCUACAUACCACCUCACUUUCUCUCUCUUUACCGCUGGCGCGUCUCCGAGCAGCUGGGAUAUCGACGCGGCUGUUGAGCAGUACAUGCGACCAGUUCUUGAUGUCCUCUCGCCCAUACACAACUUUACUAUCGACACGCAGGUACAGCUUUACGCCGCGCCGGGCGUGCAGUCUGAUGUGCUAAGCAAGGAUGACUUGUCUUCGUUUAUAAACGCUGCUGAGUGGCCUUUAUCCCCAUCCAUUGGCGGCGCACCAACCAUCAACUUCGUGGUUUUUGUCGGCAACCAGAGUAUUUCUCUUCCGACCGCCGAGGCCGGGUCUGACGCAACUGCGACAGCCCAGUCCUGGCUGAUUCCACAGUGGGGUUCGGUAUAUCUCGUCCCUCAUACCUCAGAGACCGCCAACAAGGUUCCGGCUCAAUCUCUCCGCGCUCCCAUGGCGACUUUCACCGCGCAUCUGCUCUCCCUCCUCGGUACCCCUGAAACUUCGGGUUCGCUGCCCCUCCGCUUGGCUGGUCUGCGUCGCAUCCGAUCCGCCGACCUCGUCUUGCGAGCAUCAUCAUCCCUCGGCUCCCUGGCCCGCCUGUCUCGGGCUCUCCCCGGAAUUGCCAUCCCACGCUCCGUCGCCGAUGGUGUGUCUACCACGCUCAGGCACCUUCGACAGGCUUGCGAUGCGCUCGGGACCAGCGCAGGCCUUGCCCAUGCGCGGAUAGCUCAGGUCGCGGCCGAUAAGGCAUUUUUUGAGAAGAGCAUGGUUGGUCAACUUUACUUCCCAGAUGAGCACAAGGUCGCUGUAUACCUACCACUGCUGGGGCCAGUGGGUGUUCCUCUGAUUAUGGGGCUUUUGAAUGAACUGAAGGCUUGGAAGAAGCGAAGGCAGGAGAAGGCUGCUGCGGAAAAGACAGGGAAGAAGACAGAGUGAUUAGGAGCGGCUAGAUUUGCGUAUUAAUGUAGACACGACCAAGAUUUUAUCACUAUCACCUCGCAGAGUCGAAGCAGCCCUUCACUCAACCCUUCCCAUGAUUGGCCAAGUCCCCAUCUCCUUCCAAAACCCUCUCGAGUCCAAGACCCUACCCAACUUGCCCUGACUUCUCGGCAGAGCCCUGAUUCCAUCCUCCUGCAUCAGCUCUCCAACCCAGCGCUCAUAGUCGAGACCCUCAACAACGUCAGCCUCGCCCUUGGCCACCAGCCGCUCCCUCGCAUCGGCACCCCACGCCUGAACAAGAUCCCACCAAUCAUAUGUCCUCAGGUCGGCCACGAUCCAGCGCCUCCCCGGUGUGAAGCGCCCAUGCACUGCGACGAUGGCUCUGGCGACGUCGGCGCCGUGAAUCAGAUGCAGCGCGCCCUUACCCCUGACGGCAUCCUUGGUGCGGGCUACACGGGCCAGCCAGUUGCGCGGGUUGCGUGUCUCGCCGUCGUACAGCCCCGCGAGGUUUAGGACGGUGGCGCGUGGGACACAUGCCAUCAACUCAUCCUCGGCUAUGGCACGCAGGUUCGUCCUGUCGUAGGACGAGGACUCGUCCGUCCAAUGCGGGUCCGUGAAGAUGCCCGUCGAGCCGAGCUGGAUCCACUGUGUCGAUUCCGGGGUCUGCUGUUGGUGAGUGCUGUGAUAGAGGCCAGUCAAGUGUUUGCUCUGGCCUUCGCCCUUUAAUGGGAACGUGAUAAGGACCGUCGUUGCGGUGGGCAGCAGCCGGAAGGGCUCUGGAGAGGCCGAGUCUGGAUCGUAGCGGAACGGAAUGGUUCCGGGACGGCCGCUGGUGGACGUUGCGGCGAAUCUUAAGCCGGAUUUUUCCAAGAGGGGGAUCAGAAAGUUUGACGUCCAGCCUGCACCAAGGAUGAGGAGAUCGACCUUGUCCGCAGCUUCCGUAGAGGAUAGCGGGGUCGAUUCUGUUGUGUUUUCCAUAGUGGACAUUGGGAAAUGAACGGUCACCAUUUCGGGAAAGUUGGGGUUAAUAGACGAGAGGAGCUUGCAGUACCAUGGAUGAAAAUUGGUGGAAAUAUUUUACGAGAUCUGUGGGCAUGUAUGUAGGUAGGCAGGUAUAUACCCAGGGUAGGUAUAAUUGAAAAAGCUUCGCAGAGACACAAUC